UGGCGUUUCUCCUUCUGUUUCCGCUUGCUGGCUCAUUCCGGAAGCUGUCUUUGGAAUAUUUUUGUUCACUCAAAUUGACACUUUCAAGUGCGAGUUUUUGUUUUGCGUGUGUUCUUCCUUAAAAACAGCCCUGGACCAUGAUUCGCGCCUCCCUAGUGGCCAGAUCUCAGCUUAGAAUGUUCCGGAAUGUGGCUAAUGUCAGGGAUUGCACCAAGUUGCAUUGCAAGAUACCAGCUAUGGUUCCGUCCCACACUUGCUACAAAUCCUUUGGAGCAUCAGGAGGAGACAAGCCGAAGAAUACGCCACCCGGAUUUAACACCUCCGAUGUGAGUGGCUUCAGUGAGCCCGCUAGCCCCGCUCUGAAACCCAUGCAAUCCACCAUUUUGGGGAGCGGCCGCUCUUUUGGUAAGGACGAGGAGGGUAACACACUGAAGGGGCUUGCGUCCACGGAUGAAAAGGCUCCAAAUGUAUUCGGAGCGGUUGUAACAGGGUCCGGAAAGAUAGAUGGAUCUGAGCCCCUGGAAGAGACCACACUUCGCAGCAAGCCGUGUCAUGAGUCUGGAUCAGGAGCAGGAGCAGGAUCAGGGUCGUCGAAGGACGGUGAUAAAAGUGAUGCCCAAAAGAAGGCUUCCGCCGCCAAGGACGCGGCCGCCAAGCAAUUGUCUGAGAUCGUGGCCAACUUGCCCAGCAAGCAGCAGACCGAGAAGUACUUCUUUCGCGUGGUGGCCUUCCUAUACGACCUAACAUAUCUCACCGGUACUUGGGUCUUGCACUUCGUCGAACAAAAUAUUAUACGAAACCAAUCGGUCCAGCACUACUGGAAGCGAUUCCACGAGAAAAUGGAACAGGCCAAAAAGGAUUGAUUUUUUAUUCCAGCGAUGUACUUUUAAUGUAAAAUGCAAGACAUUGCAACUACGAAAAGAAAUCCAAUAAACUCGCUGACGAA
This is a messenger RNA of Drosophila ananassae, 946 nucleotides long. RefSeq lists its product as uncharacterized. The record is from RefSeq and is a predicted model, not a curated record. Bases 138 to 863 code for a protein of 241 amino acids. The transcript has 2 exons. Lineage: Eukaryota; Metazoa; Arthropoda; Insecta; Diptera; Drosophilidae.